Messenger RNA from Oppiella nova, 469 nucleotides. Lineage: Eukaryota; Metazoa; Arthropoda; Arachnida; Sarcoptiformes; Oppiidae. The record is from the annotation of a GenBank genome assembly.
CUUGCGAUAAAACUUUGUCAAUAAUUGUAUAAAAGCCAAACAUUCAACACACUAAAAGUCAAUAAGUUUUCAACAAGUUAACAAACACUUGAGAAAAUGUACAAGCUCACCUGCCUCGUUAUUAUUGCCGUCUGUGUCUGUCGUAUUUACGCAGACGACCCGCCGAUACCCGGCUACAAGUGCCCCGAGGCUGACGUCAAGAAGGGCUGCGACGCCCCGACUGCCUGUGUCUACCAGAAUGACAAGGACUGCGCCACUUAUAUCCGGUGCACAAGCGGUGGUCUCGCUUACCUGAGACCCUGCUCAACGGGACUCAAGUGGAAUGACCAUGCUAAGAUUUGUGACUGGCCAGAACAGACCACCUGCCACUAAACAGUAGCCCGUAUACGAACAAAUUGUGUACUAGGUCAAAAUGUUUAUUAUGCUGAACAUUCUUAAUUUAAAUUAUAUAUUUUAUGGUACUUUCAGU